CAGCGACUGUCCAAGUGACAGAAGACUGAAACUUGGCCCCAUCAUGAUUCUGCAAUGCGAGCAUUCCUCACCCGAUCUGAAAGCAUUCACGCCUAGUGUAACACUGCCAAGGUCCUAAGAUGACGAGCAGCAGCCGCUUCGUAAACAUCAGGCACCAGCUAUUCCAAAGCUGAGGCCAUGGGCAAACUCAAACGAGAAUAUAAAGGCAAAGCCGCACAGAACGAUGCCGCGACCUCUCCAGUACGAUACUCAAAAAUGCCUCCGCCCUCCACCCUUGCCACAACCGCCGAUGAGUCUUCCUCGACUCAUGACGAGCUUGACGCUGCUGACGCCGCUGUUGAUGAUACCGCUGAUGUCACUCGCGAUGGUCGCAUCGUCGUCAACCUCGACACAAAACUGGGCCACGUCUUCGCCCAGCUCAUGCAAGCAGCAGAAGCCAACUUGGAGUCUCCUGACGCCGAACCUCCACCAGCUUAUGCAGAGGCCACGCAGUCCGACCAUUGGCCCCUUCCUUUGAGUAUAGUCGUCCAAGUUGUUGGAAGUCGGGGUGACGUUCAGCCUUUCAUCGCACUUGGGAACGAACUCCAGCGUCAUGGGCAUCGUGUUAGGCUGGCUACCCACGCUAUUUUUGAGCAGUUUGUCACUGAUGCGGGCCUUGAGUUUUAUCCGAUUGGGGGAGACCCGUCGGAGCUAAUGGCGUACAUGGUCAAAAACCCUGGGCUUAUGCCUACAAUGAGCUCACUACGCGAGGGUGAAAUCGGCAAGAAACGUGAGAUGAUCGCUGAGAUCCUAGCCGGCUGCUGGUCCUCCUGCAUCUCUCCAGACCCCGUCACCCAGGAGCCAUUCGUCGCAAACGCCAUCAUCGCAAACCCACCCAGCUUUGCUCAUGUACACUGUGCAGAAGCUCUUGGCGUCCCUUUGCACAUUGUUUUCACCAUGCCAUGGAGUCCAACCCGUUCCUUUCCCCAUCCACUAGCCAAUGUCAAGAACACCACCACCGAUCGUCGACUUGCAAACUUUGUCAGCUAUGGAAUGGUACAACUCUUGACAUGGAAUGGGACCAGCGAUAUCGUCCAGAGAUGGAGGAAGUCUAUUGAUCUAGAGCCCCUUCCUGCUUUUGAAGCCCCCUUCUUACUCGACACUCAGAAGAUUCCCCAUACAUAUUGCUGGUCCCCUGCCUUGGUCACGAAGCCCAAAGAUUGGGGGCCACACAUUGAUGUCUGCGGGUUUCUUUUCCGCGAAGUCAAUGAAUACACUCCUCCCUUAGCUUUGGUCAACUUCUUGGAAUCUGGACCACCACCGAUUUAUGUUGGUUUUGGUAGCAUAGUGUCUCCGGAUCCAGAAGAACUCCUCGAUAUCGUGCUUGAAGCUGUCAAAAUUUGUGGUGUACGUGCAAUCAUCUCAAAAGGAUGGAACAACCUUCAGCGCAUCGACGCCAGCCAGGAGGUCUUCUUUCUUGGCGACUGUCCUCAUGAAUGGCUCUUUCAGAAGGUAUUUGCUGUGGUACAUCAUGGUGGUGCGGGAACUACUGCUUGUGGUCUCCUCAACGCCCGCCCUACAACCAUCAUCCCGUUCUUUGGCGACCAGCCAUUCUGGGGUGAAAUGGUUGCAAGCGCAAGGGCUGGUCCCCGCCCCAUCCCUUUCAAGAAGCUUAAUAUCCACAACCUCAGUGAAGCCAUAAAAUACUGCAUGACCAAUGAAGCUUCACAAGCAGCAGCAGCCGUCGCAGACAGAAUGCGGACCGAGAACGGUGUCAAAGCCGCGAUCAACUCUUUCCAUCGGAAUCUACCCCUGAAAGACAUGCAAUGUGAUUUGAUCCCAGAACUUCCCGCCGUAUGGCAAUACACAAGUGGAAAGAGGCCUAUCAAGUUGUCCGGCGCAGCUUUAGAAACCCUGCUCCGGUUUUCGAAAAUUAAGGAAAAUGACGUGGCGAUAUACAAAUCUAAGCCCAUUCAUGUGGAAAACAGACGUUGGGAUCUGAUCACCAGUUCCAUCUCUUCCACCCUCGGCUUCAGCUAUGACAUUUUGGAGUCCUUGAGCGGGAUAGGCUUAAAACCACGAGAGAUUUAUAAGAACAAGGAGAAGGCUCGUGCAAAGGUAUUGGCAGCCACCGAGGCCUCCGGCGUCAGCGAUCAGCGUGAACUGGUGCAUAACAAUGAGAGGUCUCCACGAGACCUAGGCAAGAUGAUAGGCUCAUCAGCAAUGAGUUUAGUGCAGCUUCAUGGGGUCGUUAUCAAAGGGACACUCGCCGAUGUUCCCGUUGCCGUCACUGAGGGCUUACGCAAUACCCCCAAACUUUAUGGCGAGGGCGUUCCAGAUCUUGAACCCGUCACCGAUUGGAAAAGUGGCCUGUCAGUGGCCGGACGCAAUUUCACGCGACAGAUGGGAGAAGGCCUGACAGACAUUUUUGUGCAGCCGGUGAAGGGGUUGUCCAGAGAAGGCGCCGUAGGCCUAGGCAAAGGCUUCGCAAGGGGGACAGUGCAGACUGCCACGAAGCCUGCUGCUGCUGUGCUGGGAUUGGUUGGGUACACGAGUCAAGGCAUCUAUAAGUCUCUCCGCAGCACCUUCCGGUCCAAAACUCGAGAGACCUUAGCAUCUGCUGGUCGGGUCCGAGACAAGUAUUUUCUCCACGCCAAAGGCGCCACAAUCGAUACUGCCGACGUAUUGAACCGGUUCACAAUUUUCACAGAAAAGACAAACAAGUCUAUGACCAGUGCUGAGAACGGCCCUACCACCCCACCAGCCUCUUUGGCAAGAACACAUCCGCCCGACGAAGAGCAACAAGAGGCUUUGUUGAGUAGCAGACGCCUGGGACAGCCAACAUCACUGGACAUAUCUCUAGUAGAUCCUCCACCAUGGUCCCAAGCCAUGGCAUCCCAGCCAGCCAACUCAACCCCAGAUGCGGACGCCUCUCUAAACGUUUUAGCCGAGCAACCAUGGGUCGAAUCUCAGGAGCCAGUGUUUGACCUCGCUCCGAAUGCCUGUCUGCCUCCUGCACGCGAUCACUCGAUGGAUUUUGGAAGCACUGCAUCAUCUCACGCGGGGGACGAAGGAGGCGACCAGCUGCCCGCCACCGUUCCUGGUCAGACCCCGCUAAGGGUUAGGAGACGCUCAGAUCCCGAGUUGCCAGCGUACAUAUGAUGCCAGAUUUCUACCAACAGGUCUCGCCUAAGCGCACAAAACUGCAGCUCUUGGUACUGCCAUCGCCCUUCGCCCGGGCCUACAGGGUGGCUAUGAAGUGUUUCUAGAGAUGUGGACGUGAUUGCCUCCAGCUGUCGUCAAAGACAUUGUCCAUGCCGGGUGGAACAUCAUGUUACACCCAAAUAACGCCAUGCAAUGCCUGCUAAUGAUAACAAAACUGUGCCGCUCCCGGUGAGGUCACUAGUAGUUCUCAUAACCGUGGCCAGACUCUGCCAAGCCCAGCAUGGCCUCCAAAAGGGCACGCUUCUCAUUGUCAUCUCUUUUACCAAGAGAAGCAAUGGUAUCAGUAAGGUUGAGAGGCUCAUAGGCAUCCCUCCAGGUAUCCGUAGAGAACAAAGGGACAUCUGGUUUACAGACGGUGCCAGCCUUGGGGAGGGUGCCAUGGAGGAAAUACUCGCGGAUGGCUUCUGCUGUGCAAAGCGAUGGCUGUGCUCCGGCACCGUGCUGGGAUAAUACAUUAGCUUUACGG
Molecule: messenger RNA, 3670 nt
Organism: Exophiala mesophila
Lineage: Eukaryota; Fungi; Ascomycota; Eurotiomycetes; Chaetothyriales; Herpotrichiellaceae
Exons: 7
Coding region: 178-3141 (987 amino acids)
Biological process (GO): carbohydrate metabolic process
Molecular function (GO): hexosyltransferase activity; UDP-glycosyltransferase activity
Source: RefSeq, a predicted model, not a curated record